This is a messenger RNA of Melospiza georgiana, 1260 nucleotides long. Its product is annotated as serine/threonine-protein kinase PAK 3-like. The transcript is spliced from 8 exons. Bases 96 to 875 code for a protein of 259 amino acids. Gene Ontology annotation, molecular function: protein serine/threonine kinase activity; ATP binding. The record is from RefSeq and is a predicted model, not a curated record. Gene Ontology annotation, cellular component: cytoplasm. NCBI's taxonomy places the organism in Eukaryota, Metazoa, Chordata, Aves, Passeriformes, Passerellidae. Gene Ontology annotation, biological process: regulation of MAPK cascade; protein phosphorylation; intracellular signal transduction.
GUGCUGGAACAGCUGAGGGGCAUUGUCAACGAGGGGGACCCUAAGACCAAAUACAUUGAUUUUGUUCAAGUUGGCCAAGGGUGGCCCUAAAGAAGAUGCCUCUGCGCAGACGGAGCAGGAAGGAACUCCUUGUCAACGAGAUUCAGAUCAUGAAGGAAAACAGGCAUCCCAAUAUUGUCAAUUAUAUAGACAGCUACCUGGUGAAUGAAGACCUGUGGCUCGUGAUGGAAUAUGUGGAUGGAGGCACUUUAACCAGUGUUCUUGUCCGAGUCUUAAUGGAGGAAGGAAUGAUAGCUGCUAUCAGCAAGGAGUGCCUCAAAGCCCUGGAUUUUCUUCAUUCAAAGAAUGUGAUCCACAGAGAUGUCAAAAGUGACAAUAUUCUUCUCGGGAUGGACGGCUCUGUGAAACUGACUGAUUUUGGCCUGUGUGCUCAGCUGAGCCCGGAGCGGAGCACACGGUGCACGAUGCUUGGCUCUCCUUACUGGGUAGCACCAGAAAUUGUGAAAAGAAAGGAAUAUGACACCCAAGUGGACAUCUGGGCCCUUGGGAUUGUGGCCAUUGAAAUGCUGGAGGGAGAACCUCCAUACUUUAAAGAAAGCCCCAUCCAGGCUCAGCGCCUGAUUGCCCGGAACAGGUACCCCCCUCUGAGGAUGCCCAGCAAGAUGUCAAUUCUGUUCCACGCCUUCCUGCACUCCUGCCUGGACACCAACCCCAGCAUCCGCUGGACAGCCAGGGAGCUCCUGCAGCAUCCAUUUUUACGAACAGCCGUGAGUCUCUCUGUCCUGCCUGACUUGAUCUGUAUAGCCAGGAAAGUCUGUCAGACCACGGAAACAGCUCAGGACAGCAGUGCCAACACACAGGAAAAGAAGGAAUAAAAUUUUCACUCCUUUGGGAGAUUUGCUCCCUUCUCACCCAAUGGUUCCAUUCACUUCUGAAUUAUUGGUUGCUUCUCAAAGAUGCAAAGUCCCAAUUAUGGGGGUUUUGGAAUGGUUUGGAAAUGGGGAAGGGUCUCCUUCAUUCAUCAGCUUCAUUCAUCAGCCACGCUGGCUCUGAAAUGCCCAUGGGCUGGGAUUUGCCCACUUGUGGCACUUCUGGGUGAGGGAGAAAGUGCAAUGCAUUUCCAGCCAAAUGGGGGAGGCAAAACAUCCUGUUGGAUACACACAAUCAGCUGGGACUGUGGAGUGUUUGGGGAAUUCACUGUCCUCCCUCCACCUGGCAGAACACAUUGACAAAAAAAAAAAAAAAUAGAGAUUACAGAGG